AUGGAAUCCAGUACAGGCCCCCCUUCGCUUCGCCAGUUGGCUGGGAUCACCUCAUCCUCCUCGAAGCCUUUCAGGCCAUCUCCCCUUGCUACAGCGACGUCAAUUGGAGCUGUUCAUGACAGGGCUACGAAGAUAGUAGGGCCGAGCGACGGCCAUGAAGGACUAAAACUUUCAGGGAGAGUUAUUUCUGCAGCAUGUUUUCUACCUUACUCUCUGGGAUAUCGUCGGGGUGGUGAAUGGGAUCUGUUCCCACGACGUGGUUCUUCGGCAUUGUAUGAUGCUAUCAGGAAUCUAAGCUCCGAUGCAGCACCGUGGGAGACUACAUUUGUGGGGUGGACAGGUGAAAUUCAUGAACUUCCUCCAAUCAAACCAGCUCGGUCAAAUCCAACAGGGGGAUCGAAAAGCUCAGGGCAGUUCCCGAUAUCUGCGAGCUAUGCGCCGCAGAUGACGAGGACCAAGUCUUACCAUGUCCCGCCACCAGUUCCUUUGAUAAAGCACGACGGAAAUAGAAUGACAAUGACGGCAGACUACGGCACACAGGAGGACGAGGAAAUUAAAAUUUUAAAAGAUGACAGAGAUGAAUUGGAGGGUCUCUUAUCAGAGAAAGGAAAAGCAGCCGGAUGGGGUGAUGUUGUUCCUGUGUGGAUAGGAGGCGAUGAGGAUGGCAAAAUGAGCAUUGGAGGGGUAGAUAGAUGGAGAAAUUAUGCAGAGAGAGUUAUUUGGCCGCUAUUCCAUUAUAUCGUCCCACAAGACUUCUCCCCUCACGAGGGGUCUGCUCUCCAGGAACGUUCAUGGUGGCGCGACUACCUGGAAUUUAACAACGCCUUUGCCGAUGCUAUCAUGAAAGUGUAUAAACCAGGUGAUAUUGUCUGGAUCCACGACUAUCAUCUGUUGAUGUUACCAGAGAUUCUCCGUCAACGGGCUGGCAAAGACAUCUAUAUCGGCCUUUUUAUGCAUGCGCCCUGGCCCUCUAGUGAGAUCUUCAAAGUUCUCUCUCGUCGCAAGGCACUUCUUUCAGGAAUGCUUUCAGCAAAUAUGCUCGCUUUCCAAUCCGAUACCUAUAAGAAUCAUUUCACAUCGUGCUGUAAGAGACUACUGGGGUACACUGAGAGCUAUAAUGCUCGGGGUAAUGUCACGGGCGUAGAUACCCACGGAGCGCAUUGUGCCGUUGAAGCUUUGCCCAUCGGAAUUGAUGUGGAGAAACUCUUGAACGCGGCCGAAAGUGCAAGCAUUAGUGCCAAGAUGGAAAUUAUCAAGAAUGCGUAUGUUGGGCGUCAAAUCAUUGUUGGUAGGGAUCGGCUUGAUAGUGUGCGCGGGGUUGUACAAAAGUUGAGGGCUUUUGAAAGGUUUCUGGACCUGUAUCCGGAGUUUAUCGGCAAGGUUGUCCUUAUCCAAGUCACUUCUCCGUCCUCACUAUCUCAAUCUUCUACCAUCGAACACCAAGUUGCAGAACUAGUUUCACAUAUUAAUGGGAAGUACGGGUCGUUACACUUCUCACCAGUUCAGCAUUAUCCCCAGUAUCUAGAGCCAGAAGAAUACUACGCACUUCUUCGUGUCGCAGACCUUGGCCUUAUCACUUCUGUCCGUGAUGGUAUGAACACAACCUCACUGGAGUACGUCGUCUGCCAAAAAGAUAAGCACGGUCCGGUCAUCUUAUCUGAAUUUACGGGUACCGCCGAAUCCCUCACCGACGCAGUAAUUGUCAACCCUACAAAUACCAGAGGAGUCGCAGACGCCAUUGCCACCUGCCUAUCCUUGACAGACGAGGAGAAGAAACACCUUCACGGAAAGCUCUACGAAUACGUUACUACCAAUACCGUACAAACUUGGAACUCGCAGUUCCUUAAUAAACUCCUUGCAGAAUUAUCCUACCAGUCAACCAACUCAAUGACACCAGAACUCAAUCGACGACGCUUCUUGGAGGCAUACCAAGCCGCAGAAGAGGGGAAAGGAAAGCGCUUGUUUAUGUUCGACUAUGAUGGAACUCUUACUCCUAUCGUUACUGAUCCAGAGAUGGCUAUUCCCGCUGAUAAGGUUGUGAGGAGCAUCAAAAGACUUGCGCAGGAGGAGGGAAAUCAGGUUUGGAUCAUCUCGGGUAGAGACCAGAAAUUUUUGGAAGAGUGGUUGGGACACAUCGGAGAGCUCGGAUUGAGCGCGGAGCAUGGAUGUUUCAUGAGGAUGCCAGGAAGCGAUACAUGGGAAAAUUUGGCAGAGAGUGUGGAUAUGAGCUGGCAGAAGGUUGUCAUGGAGGUAUUCUCUCGAUACACGGAGCGCACUCAAGGGUCUUUCAUCGAACGGAAAUCCGUAGCUGUGACUUGGCACUACCGCCGUGCCGACCCUGAACAUGGCGCGUUUCAAGCUCGCGAAUGUAUGGCUGAGCUAUCUAACCUAAUGAACGAGCUUGGACAUGAAGUCGAAGUCAUGACUGGAAAGGCGAACCUAGAAGUUCGACCUAAAUUUGUUAACAAGGGCGAAAUCGCGAGAAAGUUGGUCGAGACUUCCGAUGUACCUCCAGGGUUCAUAUGGUGCGCCGGUGAUGAUACUACUGAUGAGGACAUGUUUCGAGCCCUCGAAAAAGCGGAUCUUCCAAAAGAAACGGUCUUCACUGUAACUGUUGGUCCAGCCUCGAAAGAAACAGAGGCUAAUUAUCACCUUUUGGAACCAGCUGAUGUCGUCGAGGGCAUUAGCUUGUUGGUAGGAACUACAACCCUAGAAGAAAUUGAGAAAGCUAGUGGGGAAGGGAAGCCAAGCCUUUAG
Morchella importuna is the source of this 2757-nucleotide messenger RNA. RefSeq lists its product as uncharacterized. The transcript is spliced from 6 exons. Gene Ontology annotation, cellular component: cytosol; alpha,alpha-trehalose-phosphate synthase complex (UDP-forming). NCBI's taxonomy places the organism in Eukaryota, Fungi, Ascomycota, Pezizomycetes, Pezizales, Morchellaceae. The record is from RefSeq and is a predicted model, not a curated record. The coding region runs from base 1 to 2757 and encodes 918 amino acids. Gene Ontology annotation, molecular function: catalytic activity. Gene Ontology annotation, biological process: cellular response to heat; trehalose biosynthetic process; fungal-type cell wall organization.